GGGAACCAAACCAAACUGACAGGAGCGAAACUCUGAUCUGCAGUCCUCACUUUCACCUCGGAGGGAACUGGUGUUGGGAAAUUAAUGGCUGAUAAAUCCCAGACAUUACGAGCUGGGUUUCUGGAUGUAAAUCAGACUGGAACACCAGGACGGUCGUGUUGAUGUAAGUUGUUAGUUCCUGUUGAUUGACACAGGAGUCCAUUGUGGGAGACGUGCACUACUGGUGCCACAAUGCUGUUCUCACUGCGGGAGCUGGUGCAGUGGCUGGGAUUUGCCACAUUUGAAAUGCUGCUGCACCUAGUUGCCUUCCUGGUAUUCUCCGUGCUGCUUGCUGUGAAGGUGGACAAUUUUGCGAAGUUGGACUGGUGGUAUGUUUUCAUCCCACUCUUCACUGCUGAUGGGCUCAGCACCUACUUUACCGUGAUUGUUUCCAUUCGCCUGUUCCAGGACGGGGAGAAGCGUUUGGCUGUCAUGCGUCUUUUCUGGAUUCUGACUGUCCUCAGCCUGAAGUUUGUCUUUGAGAUGCUGUUGUGCCAGAAACUGGAGGGACAGAGCUCCCAGCUGUGGUAUGGCCUCAUCAUGUCGCCCAUCUUCAUUCUACUCCAGCUGUUGAUGAUUCGAGCUUGUCGAGUCAACUGAGCCCUGAAACCUUUCACCCCAGGCUUCCUGUUCAAGUUGUUGGAUUGCCAGACACACAUUCCCAUGAAUGUUGAUGUUUGGAAGGGGGAAGGAGCAUUACGUUCAGUUUAAUAGAGCACUCUUGUCUUGCUGCUGUCCUGGCGUUGCUGAGUUUUAAUGAAGCAAAGCGAACUGCAACAUGGCCAACCUCGGAACUCCAUGGCUGGCUUCAGGGGUGGAAACGUCAGCAAAAAAAUGAAAGUAGAGACAAGAGGUUCUGUGUUUUACUGGUAACAUGCAGCUUGGGCCGAGGCUGUAGCAGUAUCCUCUCCUGCCAUUCUGAAAUCAAGGCCUUUAGAGAAGGGAGGAUGCCAUUGCCUGCAAAGCCAAUGACUGAUGUCCCACUUUGACAUUUUAACGUACCAGCCAUUCACCCAGGUGACUCUUGCUGCUCGAGAAGUUGUGUUUGGGCAGUACUUAUUUAAACCGCUCCAAGUGUGGUGAUGUUGUGGAGUUUUGAGCCCUGCAGUUUUCAGGGGAAAAAUUGUUCCGAUGAUUUUUGAGAUAAGCGAAGACAACCUUUCAUUGUUAGUAAUAUUCUUCUUGGACCACAUGCAGUGCAAGGAUGCAGUAAUUAAGAUCAUCAUUGCAAUUAAUUAUAAAAAAACAUUUACUUCCCUAUUCCUCUGUUUCUGCUUUUCAGAGUUAAUUGCUCAGCACCAUACUCCUUCACUGUAAAAACAGGUAACCUGACUGAAUUUAAAUGUGUCUAAUGAAGCAUUUUACAAAAUGGACAAAUCUUAAACAAUAACCCAGUUUCAAACCUGGUGUUUGAACUUUUUCAAAUGAUUAAUGUUAACUGAAUUAUUAUGAAUUUAAGAGGGACACUUGAUGUUCUUGUGUGAGGUUCCAGUGGUACCAUGAAUUCUGUGUUCUACAUUGUGUAAUUACAAAAGGUCUGUGAAAGAAUAUAAAAUUCCAUUUAUGCAGAUCUUCAU
Molecule: messenger RNA, 1616 nt
Organism: Chiloscyllium plagiosum (whitespotted bambooshark)
Lineage: Eukaryota; Metazoa; Chordata; Chondrichthyes; Orectolobiformes; Hemiscylliidae
Source: RefSeq, a predicted model, not a curated record